UCUUCCGUUCAAGGAGAUCGGACCUUUGAGAUUUGAAUGUCUUUGUAUCUGCACCAAGAUUAAUGAACCGCAAGUCAACCUUGGCAGAGGCAGAAACUUCUGAAUUUCGGGUUUAUUUUGAAAAUGGCAGACAGCAUGUAGGGACAGAUGGCAAAUAAAGGAAAUCUUUGUCAUUAUCCCUAGAAGAAACGCAGAAAUUCUGUAUUUUCUUGACGGAUGUUGCCGUCAGAGGAUUAUGACAUUUUCGCAGAACGUCAAACUUGGUCUACUGAUUGGCAUUUCAAUUUUCAUCGCUGCUUUUGUCGUUAUAAUCGGUUACCUCGUUAUCAAAUGCUGUUACCAACGCAAGACUCAACUGGAACGCGACAAAAAGGGGUCCUUCAAGAAGCUAGAUGAAAAACGCUCGUUCUUCAAAGAUGAAGCAUUGAAACCGCAAUUUGGUGAACAAAAAGAGUUCAUUUUCCAGGAAGGGUCAUUUAAAUCCAUAGAGAGUGAAAGCCCCUCCGCAACUCCGCCUCCUUACAAUGAAGACCUGCGCAAGCUACGCAUCGGUAAAUUCGAAUUCACACCAACAUACUACCACAACCGAAAACGUUUGCAGGUUGUUAUUCGUCGUGUAACAUGCUACCCAGUUUGCCAAAGCUUGCUCAAUGUUGCUUACUUAUAUAUAGUUGCGUGUCUGCUACCAGACAAAAAAGACUUCUUCGAAUCAGAGUUGCAGCAAAUCAACGAAGAUAACCUGGUCGACGAGCUGUGUGAAUUUGAAGUCUCGUAUUCUGAUUUAGACAAAAGGGUCCUCCUUUUCGAAAUACACGUCUGUGAUAGAUUUUCACGACAUUUAAUGAUCAGCGAUCUGAAGUAUGAUCUUCUAAAAAGACCCAGAACAGAGCACGAAGAAUCGAGUCUGGAAAAGCUAGAUUUUAAAGAACAUACUGGAAACGGAGACGAUUUGUUGGCUGGCCGUUCACAAUCGUCACCUGAGAUUCUUAUCUCACUUUGCUACAUGCCUACUUCAGGAAGAUUAACAUUCGUUGCUCUGAAGGGAAAAAAUCUUAAAAUUGAAGAAAUGGAAACCGGAGAUAUCUUCUUGAGAAUCAGUCUUAUCCAAGGGAAUCGCACCAUGAAAACAGUAACGACAAAUGCAGUGCGAAGGAGCACCUCACCUGUAUAUAAUGAAGCAUUUGUGUUUCACGUACCUAUUGAACGUGUGAAAGAGGCUCAGAUACUGAUACGGAUAAUUCUGCGGUCAGAGAACAAGAAAGAGAAGGUCCUUAGUCAAGUUACCAUUGGGACAAAUUCAGACUCAAAUCUUGGCCGAAAACAUUGGGAAGCUAUGCUGUUAUCUGCUCGAAGACCGAUUGCUCAUUGGCAUACGGUUACUGACUUGGAAUGAAAUAAAAUAGAAUAUCAACUAAAAAAAGAAACUUUGAUAAAUGGAGCUGAAUAUUUGAAUACCAAUUCUAAUUAAGCAAUUUUUUGCUGAGAUCAAAUUAUACACCCUGCUCAUUUUUGGCAAUUUUGUGAUAACGAAAAAUUGAUUUUUGGGAUUGACAAAAGCAUCGAAAUAGGGGGUAACAUAUAGAAGUAUUCUCCUUUCUUUCGGUUCCCCUCCAACUCAUAGAUAGUUCUGAAAUUCCUUAUGGGUUGAGUGGCGGGAGGGGGGGGGGUUAUACAGGAUGGGGAACAUAAUCAUUAAAUCAAUUUUUCUGGUAUCUUAUUUCUUUUGUACUGUUUUUGCCUUUUGUUCGAUAAUGCGGUUUGACUGAAAGGGUGUCAUUGAAUUAAGAAUAAUUAGAAACCUUAUAUCGUUCUUGUAUUUUUUUCUUUGCUUCCUCGUGUAGUUUAUCAAAGACCGACAGAAUGCAUUGCAUCUUGUAUGCAUAUUAAGGCCGGGGCUGUUGUCUUUUACCCUUGUUGUCUGAUAAUAAUUGAUAACCUUGGGAAAAUAUUCUGCUGCUACACUUGACUCCCAAUACUUUUAGUAUAACAACGACAUCAAAGUUUAGCAGGGAUGACAUGUUGCUUCAGCUGGAAUGGUACUACCCCCAUGCUUUCUAUGUUUGGUUUGCUAUGAUAUUAUCUCUUGAGGUCUGUGUAUGUCUAACUGUUUUUCGGGUAUUCUAUAAGUAAUAGUGCUGUCUAGAGUUGUUAAAACAACUGCCUUAUGUAUGUCUAUUAUAUUUCUUUCUUUAAGUAAAAUGAAAUAUCUUUCAGCA
This is a messenger RNA of Rhopilema esculentum, 2216 nucleotides long. RefSeq names its product synaptotagmin-10. NCBI's taxonomy places the organism in Eukaryota, Metazoa, Cnidaria, Scyphozoa, Rhizostomeae, Rhizostomatidae. The record is from RefSeq and is a predicted model, not a curated record. Gene Ontology annotation, molecular function: phosphatidylserine binding; SNARE binding; calcium ion binding. Gene Ontology annotation, biological process: calcium-ion regulated exocytosis. Gene Ontology annotation, cellular component: exocytic vesicle; plasma membrane.